CAUUUUAUAACCUACCCGCCGAGUAUUUUCCAAGCGCCCAUCACCGAAUAACACACUAUGUAAGUAAUAAAUAUUAUUUAUUUGUAAGUGAACAAAUUCCCUCCCAAUUCGGCACACAUUUGAAGACGAGUUCUAAAUUCUUUAUAAGAAGUACGAAUUUCCGCCAGUAGUAGAGAUUCUAUCGCUUUUAUUAUUCUUAGUUUUAAUAGUGCAUCAUCUUGUAAUGGUUCACUGUAAACAAUUUGUUUCAAUCGUCCCCAAAAAUAAAAAUCCAUAAUUGUAAGAUCAGGACUACGUGCUGGCCAUCAAAUAGGACCAUUUCGUUCAAUCCAUUUUUGACGAAAUAGUAAAUUUAACCAUUUGGCACAAUGUGUGAAUGGUAAGCUGGGCAACUGUCUUGCUGAAAGUACAUUGACCGUAUACAAUUUAAGGGUAAUUGGAUUUAAUCGCUCCAAUAAUGAGCUGGGAAGAAACAAUGUCAUUUGUUGAAAAGCUAUCUGAAAAGCAGCGUCUUCCUCAUUUAGUCUCUUUGUCUGUCUCUUUAUGGCUAAUACAGAACCCUUAACCAAAUUUAUUUUCAUCAGUUUGCGAGCCCCACAUGAGAUUCUUGUGUCCGAAUAUUUUUGCUGGAAUUUUUGUAUAACUACACGAAAACAUGAUUCACUAGUACCAUAGCACAGUACUAAAUAAAUUCUCUCUUUCACGGUUAACAUCGCAUGAAAAGGCUUAAUCUCACCAACAUAAGUUGUAAGUUUUAUGGCUUCUAUGGUUACAUAUCGCUCCCAAUAUAUGCUCUAAAACAGAAACCGCUACCGAUGAAAAUCCUAUUAAUGAGAAUGAAUCAUUUAACGCUGAAGCCCAAAGUCAGAGCUUUUCUCUUGUUGAAAUUUCCAAUUCUUCUUCUAUAAGUAAGGCUUCAAACGAACAUUACGUGGCCGAAAGGAAAAGUACCUCAAAAUUGAUGUUAAGGAAAAUAAACCAGAGUUACAAGGUAUACUGCGAUUCUGAAGACGAACCAUUUUCUGCAGGAUCAGGUGAUGAUUACAACCCUAAUGAUGGUAAUAAUAGUGAUUCGUGUUCUUCAAGUGAAAGAUCAAUAAAUCUCGAAAAUAUUGAUAAGAAUAAUGCUGAUGAUAAUGAAGAAGAAUCUAUGUAUUCCCCAGUCAAGGAAGAAAAAAGAAGAAUUAAAAAUGUGAACAAUUGGAAACAAGUGAAAGCAAAACGUUUCAGAAACUCAGGUCAACAAUACACUUCUUUAAAAACUGGAAAAAUUGUCAAAGCUAAGUCCAUGAAACCUGCUUGCUCCGAUAAAUGCAUUCGUUCUUGUUCACAAAACAUCUCUGAGGAUUGUAGAAAUCAACUGUUUAAAAAAUACUGGGACUUAGGAAACUUGCAACGCCAGCGAGAUUUUCUUGGCUCAUGUAUCGAAAAACUGAUCAGAGUAUGUAAGACGUUUUUGACGAACACUUUUGGGAUUUCGGAAAAAUUGAUUAGAACUGUGAUUAAAUCAAAAGUAUCUGAGCAGGGAUUUAUACCAGAAGAUCGGGGAGGAAAGCAUGGAAAUCAUAAGAGAAUUGACGAAGAGGUAGUGAAAUCAGUAUUCGAUCACAUAAAUUCUAUACCACGCAUUGAGAGCCACUACGUCCGUAAAGAUGCAACUAGAGAAUUCAUAGACGGUGGAUUAACAAUUGCGGAAAUGCACAGGAAUUAUUGUGAGAAAAAAUCUGCUUCGAAUCAACCAUCAGUGUCAUACGAUUAUUAUUACUAUCUUCAACACAAAAUUCAAUAUCGGAUUCUUCGUUCUGAAAAAAGAUCAAUGCGAUCUUUGUGAAAGUUAUAAAAAUACACCAGACAAUGAGAAAAUGGAACUGAAACAAAAGUAUGAAGAACACUUAGAAGAAAAGGAGCUUAGUCGAAAAGAGAAAGAAAGUGACAAAAGAAGAACACAAGAUGACGAAAUUACAUUGGCUGUUUAUGAUUUACAGGCAGUGUUGCCUGUACCUGUAGGACAAUCAUCAGCAUUCUUCUAUAAAUCUAGAUUAAAUUGCUAUAAUUUCACGGUAAGUUAUAAUUAUUUUCCUGAAUUAGUUGUUCAUAAUAUUAUUUUUUUUGUUAGAUAACGGAAUUAGCCAAAGAUACAACAAAGGCAUUCUUUUGGCAUGAAGUAUUUGGAAAUAAAGGAGCGAUAGAAAUAGAAACCUGCACUUUAAUGUAUUUGGAAGAACUAUCAAAAAGCCACCCAGGAUCGGAUGUAGUGUUUUUUUCAGAUAACUGCAUGAGGCAACAAAAGAAUAGAUUUCUUAUUGCAACCUAUAUCUACGUAGUAGAAAAGUUUCAAAUUAGUUCAAUAACACACAAAUUUUUAAUACGUGGACACACCCAGAACGAAGCUGAUGCAAUCCACAGCGUUAUCGAGAAAAGAAUUUUGUUGGCCAAGAAAUCUGGGCCCAUUU
This is a messenger RNA of Onthophagus taurus, 2453 nucleotides long. The record is from RefSeq and is a predicted model, not a curated record. NCBI's taxonomy places the organism in Eukaryota, Metazoa, Arthropoda, Insecta, Coleoptera, Scarabaeidae.